Molecule: messenger RNA, 768 nt
Organism: Baudoinia panamericana UAMH 10762
Lineage: Eukaryota; Fungi; Ascomycota; Dothideomycetes; Mycosphaerellales; Teratosphaeriaceae
Exons: 2
Coding region: 1-768 (255 amino acids)
Biological process (GO): regulation of DNA-templated transcription
Cellular component (GO): nucleus
Source: RefSeq, a predicted model, not a curated record
AUGAGCGCGUUGGUGGGAUACGCAAGCAGCGAUGAGGACGAGGACGAAUACGAAGGAUCUUCACGGCCAGCAAAGAUUGCCACCAAACAUGAAAGCCAGGACCCAACCGAGCCAUCUGACGCACGGGCGCAGUCAGCACAGGAACUACCCUCCGUCCCGAUCGGCCCUUCACUCCGCCCUCACCAACCACACCCGGACGUGGUGGAAGAAGGAGCCAAUCUGAUCCCAUCCUCCUUCUCGCCACCCAGCUCUCCCUAUACCUUCGAACGCCAACGUGUCCGUGAGCUAACCAUGCCGCCCAUACCCAACUUCUCCAUCCCAGAAGCACCCCUUCCGCCACUGGACGGCAGCGAAGAAGCAGCAGCCCUAUCCGCCGCCACCAAAAAGUUCUCGCGCUUCCUCGAGCUGAAGAAACAAGGCAUCCACUUCAACGAACGGCUGUUACAUACUUCGUCCCUGCGGAAUCCGGGUUUGUUGCCUAAGUUGAUGGAGUUUGCGGGGAUUGGGGUGGAGGAGAGUUAUGCUACUACGCUCUCGACGGAGGGAGGUGAGGGUGCGGUGGCGGGGGUAAGGUGGCCGGAGGAGUGGUAUGUUGAGAAUUUAAUCAAGGAGAAUGAAAGGAAGUUGAAGAACGAGAGGGAGAGGGGAGGGAAAUUGGAGUUUGUACCUGCUGCGAAUGCUAAAGCCAGUAAUGGAAGUGCUGUGAGCACACCAGGUAGUAGUGGCAGUGGUGGCGGCGGUCGGAAAAGCCGGUUUGAUAGGCGUUGA